Mercenaria mercenaria is the source of this 876-nucleotide messenger RNA. RefSeq lists its product as uncharacterized. Gene Ontology annotation, molecular function: nucleic acid binding. The transcript has a single exon. Gene Ontology annotation, biological process: DNA integration. The record is from RefSeq and is a predicted model, not a curated record. Lineage: Eukaryota; Metazoa; Mollusca; Bivalvia; Venerida; Veneridae. The coding region runs from base 1 to 876 and encodes 291 amino acids.
AUGUCUCUAGUAAUUGUGGACUCAUAUUCCAAAUGGCCGAUAGUGAAGAUCAUGAACAAAACAUCCACCAGUAAAACUACUGAGAUAUUACGAGCAACGUUUGCAGGAUUUGGACUUUGUGAUGAGUUAGUGAGUGAUAAUGGUCCUCAAUUUUCUAGUGAGGAAUUCAAGAUUUUCAUGAAACUUAAUGGAAUCAGGCAUAUUACUAGUGCUCCGUAUCACCCUAAGACGAAUGGACUCGCUGAACGUUUUGUUCAAAGUUUUAAACAGGCAUUGAAAUCCUCAACAAAUGACAAAGGAACAUUGCAAACAAAAUUGUCUCGUUUCUUAAUGAAUUACCGGAAUACUGAACAUUCAACUACUGGAGAAACGCCUGCCAAACUUAUGUUAGGGCGCAAUCUGACUACGCGUUUGGAUAAAAUCAAACCCAGCUUAGAAGAGCGUGUAAGCAAAAACCAAGCAAAAAUGGUGCGUUCUAACGUAGAGCGAAAUUUCGAGGUUCAGGACAGUGUUAUGAUUCGUGAUUACCGUGACAAGCAUGAGAAAUGGAUUCCUGGAGUAGUUAAAACCAAAACUGGUCCAGUGUCUUACAAUGUGGAAAUAUAUCCUGGAGUUACCUGGAGACGUCACGCAGAUCAGCUCAGAGCCGCUAAUGUAACACCUGCAGGAAGCCCAGAAAUUUUCGUUGAUCCAGUGAUUCCAUCAACUCAGUCUAAAUCAUCAGUUGAAAGUGUUUCUCAGCCUGUGGAAAGUUCAGGUCCUACAUCACCUCAGAAGGCGAAAGUUACGACACCGAAACCGAAAGAACCGCCUCCUGUUGUCGAAUUGAGGCGUUCUUCACGCACAGUUAAGAAACGUGUAUUAAUGGAUCUAUGA